AAUUCUUCCAUUCUUUUUGGCAGAGUUGCAUGCUAUUUAUUUAGCCUUAAAGUAUAUAAAUAGGAAAUGUCAUCGUUGCUGUGUGAUUUACACUGACUCAGUUAGUGCACUUCAGGCUUUGAUCUUAUGUGAACCUAGUUCUCACUCCAUAGUGAUUAAAAUUCGUAAACUGUUUUGCCAUCUUAUUGCGAGUAAUUUUUCUGUAAAAUUUUGUUGGGUCCCAGGCCAUGUAGGUAUAAAAGGAAAUGAAGAAGCUGACGCAGCUGCAAAGGCAGCUAGUCCUUCACAGCAUAUAAUGUGUAUUGAAGGAGGUGAUUUGAAGCUAGUUGUUAAAAAACGACUAGUAGAGAGAUGGCAAAAUGUGUGGAAUGCACAAAUCCACAAUAAACUAUACGAGAUCAAACUUACGAUAGAAAAUUGGACAUGUAACAAACAGUAUGACAGGCAAUCUGAAGUUAUUCUUAGUUGUUUGAGAAUUGGGCAUACUCGGUUGACUCAUCAAUACCUUUUGAAGGAUGAAGAGCAACCAGUAUGCCAGUAUUGCAACUGCUCUCUAAGUGUUAAACACACACUGCUUGAUUCCUCUGCCUUUGAGAACAGUCGUAGACAGCAUUUUGGAAAUGCAAGUUUGAAAGAGAUUCUGGGCUAGAGACCAAAUCAUUAUAAUGUAUUGGACUUUUUAAAAGUCAUUAAUAUGUAUAAAGAAAUUUAAUUAAUUAUUUAUUCAUAUAUUUAUUUCAUUUUCGCAUGUUGUUGUCUGUUUGUACUUACUAUGUGUAUAUUUAUUUUCGUGUUGUUGUUUAUUUAUUUAGUUAUUAUUGUCAUAUGUUAGUUAUUUAUCAUGUUUAAAAUUUUUUAACCAUUUGCCCUGGUGCAGAAUAGCCUAUAUGGCUUUUGUGCCAAUAAACAAAAAUCAACCAACCAAUCAAUUAACCAGUUUAUCGAAAGAUUUUCAUGUAUAUUAUGCAAUAAAUAUUUUAGUAGAAAAAUAUAUUUUAUUUAUAUUUUUUUUACGUUUAUUUAUGUAUCAAAGCAUUUAUGUAGAAUCUUUUGAACAUCUGCAAGUAAUUAGCAAUUUUCAGAUGGGGAACCAGCAAUAAAAUAGUUGAUUGGAAAUGUUUAUUGUCCUGUAUGUACAAAGUUUUCUGAAAAUGGAGUUUUCAAUUGUUACCAUUUAUGACUGCAAUAAAAGAUGCCAGAUGAUGGUUCUUAGGAUUUCUGACCCUUUGUUUUUCUUUGAACAAUUCUGUAAUUUUUCUCACUCAUAGUUCUGCUCUUGAGUUGUUUAGUGUGCUUAUUUUGUGUUGAAAAUUUUGAAAUAUUUUUGUGUGCUUUUUUCACUCGUGUUGUUGCUACUUAUCAAGUAAGUUACUUAUCAUUAUAAUACUUUAGGAAAAUUGUUUUCUCGUGCAUAAUAUAAAAGAACGGAUUUUAGAUAAUUUAUUUUGUUGGCAGAAUGUCUUCUGAUUCGGAUAACGAAUAUAUCCCAGGAUCAUCAAGUGGGUCUGAGGGGAGUUGGUCUAGUGCAGUUAGUGGGCUGACGGGAUCGGAUGUAAGCGAAUAGGAAAUGGAUGUGGCAUCCACAUCAAGUACAAAAAGCUGGUGCCUAAUAGAUAUGAACAAUCUAUUUUCGGCUCCUCCGCGUUUUCCUUUUGUGGGAAAUCCCGGAAUGACAGUAGACGUUGGGAAUACGGGUGACCCUUUGGAUUAUUUCCAAUUGUUUUUUAAUAUAAAUAUUAUCAAUAAUAUUGUUGAUGAAACAAAUAGAUUUCAUUCUCAACGGCCACAAACAUCACGCAGUAACUAGACACCACUUACUGCAGAAUAAUUUUUUCUGUUCAUUAGUAUAUGUAUAUUACAAGGUAUUAUAAAAAAACCCGAGGAGAGGAUGUAUUGGACGAAAGACGCCAAAUUACACAUUCUGUUUUUUGGCAGAGUAAUUUCGAAAAAUAGAUUUAGAGAUAUAAAAAGAAAUUUACAUUUCAUAAAUAAUGACACUUAUAACCCAGACACACACCCCAAUCCUAAAGUGCACAAAAUUUGGCUGAUAAUUGUAGACCUAAAUUCAAAAUUUUUGCGAUUUUAUAUACCGGAAAGAGACAUAUCCAUCGAUGAGAGUUUGUUGCUAUACAAGGGUCGUCUUUCUCGUUUUGGUGUGAAAUUUUGUAAGUUAUGUGAAUCUUUAUCAGGAUAUUUAUAUAAAUUUCUGAUUUAUACUGGCAAAUCAACUACAUUGGAUGAUAAGUAUAAAAAUAUGCCAGUCAGUUCACUGAUUGUGCUAACGUUAAUUGAUUCGUUGUUAGAUAAGGGCUAUUGUCUAACAACAGAUAGAUUUUACUCUUUACCACAGUUGGCGGAUUAUCUUGUCACGUGCAAAACGGAUUUUUAUGGAACCGUACGCACAAUAAGACGAGAGAUUUUGCCAGUAAUCCAUAGGCAAAAAUUGGAAAAGGGAGAAACAAUCACUUUCCAGAGAAGUAAACUAAUGGUUAUGAAGUGGCAGGACAAGCAAAGUGUAGCUUUACUGUCUACAGUCUACAAUCCUGCCAUGGUAACUACACGAACACAUGCCGGUAAGUCUGUUGUAAAGCCACAGCUCAUUGUCGACUACAAUGACACAAUGGGGGGUGUUGACCUGUUAGAUCAACAUUUCCAUGACUAUGCAGUGGUGAGAAAAGGUGGGAAGAAGUACUAUAGAAAAAUAUUUUUUCAUUUAGUAGAUUUUUGUAUAUACAAUUCUUUUGUGAUGUACAAGAAAAAUGGUGGCCAAAAAACAAAUUUACAAUUUCGACUGACUCUUAUUGAU
Centruroides sculpturatus (bark scorpion) is the source of this 2806-nucleotide messenger RNA. RefSeq names its product piggyBac transposable element-derived protein 4-like. The annotation marks the transcript as partial. The transcript has a single exon. NCBI's taxonomy places the organism in Eukaryota, Metazoa, Arthropoda, Arachnida, Scorpiones, Buthidae. The record is from RefSeq and is a predicted model, not a curated record.